UGUUUUGCUAACGCUAACGUUUGGCUACCGUGUGAGAGAAAUAUCUGCUAAUCUAGCUUGGACGUGAUUGUUAAACAUUUUUAAAGAGUGGAUUCAUAUAAAUACCUGCUGGACAAUUAGCCGAAUAAGAGCAGUAAAGUAAAUAAAAGCGAGAUGAUAACUAGUCAGCUGUUAGUUGGCGAGUAGCGGGAGUUGGAAACAGCCGCCUAGUUAAUGUUGACGUUAGUGUUAAAAAGGCUAUAACUAGAUAACAUACAUGGAGUACCCCACUUUGAAGAGACCAAAAAGGAAGCUCUGCUACCCUACAAACAGGGAAAAUUCAUCUAAACAAUGGUCAGGAGAGCUGCUUUUGGAAGAUGUUAGUAGGAUAUUUGACGACUUGGCCUCACGUGAUGAUGUAAUCCCCCCAUCUCUACUGCUUGAAACUGAGGAUGAACAGGUUGAGAAAGAGGCUUCAGGUGUCUUAAAGGAGAGACUCCUAACUGAAAAACCUCCAGGACACCAAAUGGUUCCUAAAGAAGUGGUCCUACAUCCAGCAGCAAGGUCACCCAGUCCUAAACUGGACAUCGACAUCCCAUUUAAAGGACAUGGGCCAGUGAAGACCUCCAGUCCUAUUGAAAGGGAUAUCGGUGCAGAGCAACAGGACAAUGGCAAAGACCAAAUUGUGUCCCCAAUCCUCUUUUUGUGUGAAGAUAAAGAACAAGAAGAGGCAAAGAAGUGCAAUAGACACACCGCAGAGGAAAAUGACGAUUUCAACUUGGAGUCUCCUCCAGUUAAGAUUGUUCUCAUCAAACCCAAGUCCACUCACAAAGACAACGUGAAGGUAUCACACAAAGAGAGUCACCCAGGUGACGAAAAGAUACCCACGAAAUCUCAAAUACCUGUUUUGGUGGGCAAACAAAAAACACAAAGGCAAGAAAAUACAGACCUGCCUGUUCCAGAAAUGACUCAGGAUCCUGAACAGCCAGCACCUGAGAAAACUUUAGAAAGUGUUCCCAGGGAGCCAGCAGCAGAGACGUCCAACCGUGUGGGCAAAGAGAUGACAUCUUUUCUACAGAAACUUAGAGAUGCUGGGCAGCCCAAACUGACAGUUUCCAAAAAGUCUCAGUCACCAGUAAAAGUACCCGUGUGUCCACCUGAGCCAGAUGAUGACUUUCUUAUCCUGGAGGAUGAUGCACCUAUUCGUUUCACCAUCCUCAGUAAAAAUGCCACCAAAAGGAGACAGAUGCUGAACAAAACCUCCAGCACCGACAAAGACAGCUCAACAGACAAGGGGAUGAAGGAUGUUUUGGUGUCAGUGGAGACGACACAAAAACAGCAGGAACCGGAUCAGGCAAACACAAAACUUCAGACUGUCAAUCAGAAAAUGAAGAAGAAAGGGAAAGAGAGACAGAAAGAAGUGACUGAGACAGGAAGUGACAAGGAUGAAUGGUCCACUCCUGAGAAUUUUUCUGCAGGUGACUUGGUGGAAAAAGAUAAACCAAACCAAAAAACUCAACAGCGCCUCAAGAAGGAGAGCAACAAGGCAGAAGACAAACCCGAAGACACAGCCAGCAGGGAAACAGAAGAAGAAAACUCAGCAAAACCCCAGAAAUCAUCUGAGGUGAAGAGAUCAAAGUCUUCAAAAUAUGAAAAAGCCAAGACAAGCAAAGCUAAAUCAUUAAAGCAGACCAGAAAAGAGAUGCAGGGAUCUGAAGGAGUAAAAGAGACGGUGAAAGUACGGAGCAGUGAGGAGGAUGCAGAUGUUGAAGACGUGGCUUCUCUUUCAGACAAAGAAAUCGAAAAAUCUGAAGCACAAACAGCAAACGAAAAAACCAAACAGAGCAAACAGUCGGCUGUUUCUGUGGGGAGUUCAUCUGAUGAUGGUCAGGCAGCUGGGAAAAGGAAAAGAAAACCGCCAGGAGAGUGGUGGUUGUUUUCCCCUGAGAGCACAGAGCAAACAAAGGUUACAGACAACCAGCCGAUUCUGAAAAGGUCAAAACCGAGUCGUAUAGAGCUUGGAGAAGAAAUAUCACCACCUGCAAAAGAUAAAAAGAAUGGACUUUUAAAGCAAAGACAUCACAACACAAAUAAAAAGAAAACCAAACUAAACAAACGCAGAACUAAAAGAGGAGACAACCCUGACAAGAUGAAAACAACAGUUGAAGAACAGACUGAAGAUCAGGAGGACCAGGAUUCACCACAGUCCAGCCCUUUGAUAUUUUCACACAGAGACCACAGCUCAGGGGAUCAGAUAUUUCAAAGAGUGUAUCAUCACAGCCAUUCUAGUGCACCGGCAUCACCCAUCUCUCCUGGGAGACCUUCAGAGCAGCUCGGGACAACAAAAACUGACAAGCGGAGGAGGAAACCUCCUUCUCAACGGUGGAAAGCUGAUAACAUGUCUGAGGAUGUGGAGAGCGUCUCCUCCCAGCCUCAGCAGCUCAACCCCAAAGAGCCCAAACCUCGUAAAGAAAGAAAAACACGGUCUAAACAAAGCAGAUCUGCUCAACUUGGGACUCCCAAAAAGGGCAACACGGCAGUCUUGCCAAAACCACCGGGGGGAGCUCCUGUAGUUCAUCUGACACCGAGAAGGGCUCCAGAGACUGUCAAACACAUGGCCAUAUUUAAAGACAUUUUUACUUCAGCCACAGAGAGCUCUGCUGCCAUCAACAAAAGAGAAACAGGUCAGAAUAACAGAUAUGAAGUCACUGCGUGUCCUGCUGAGGACUCUGCUGCUGAGGACUCUGCUGCUGAGGACUCUGCUGCUGAGGACUCUGCUGCUGAGGACUCUGCUGCUUACUGUGCAGCACUCAGUAACACCAACAAAGACAUUCUCAGGAUAGAUGCUGGUGAAUCCAACCACGAGAGCCCACCGAUCAUAAGGCGUCGCAGCACGUAAGGACAA
This is a messenger RNA of Scomber scombrus (Atlantic mackerel), 2884 nucleotides long. Its product is annotated as glutamic acid-rich protein. The coding region runs from base 257 to 2878 and encodes 873 amino acids. The transcript has 12 exons. The record is from RefSeq and is a predicted model, not a curated record. Lineage: Eukaryota; Metazoa; Chordata; Actinopteri; Scombriformes; Scombridae.